UCUUCAAGAUUUGCGAAUUGCGAGAAGCCAAAAACCCGGCUAGAGCAGGCAAGCAAAUGUUUUCUACAAAAAUUACAUGUGCAAGAAAGAGAUAGAUGGUCAGGUAAAUUCGUGACUCAGGAGAGCGAAUGAGAGACAAUUAUUUGCAAGAAAAGAAUAGAAAUAUGCAUUUUGUAUGACUGGCGGCUCCAUCUACAUCGCGAAUACAGAAAGAUUCCGACGUACGAAUAACGAAGUUGGUACGACACAGCGACAGUUGUGUUACAGCAAAUAGCAAUGUGUUAAUUCUUUUAUUCGUUGUAAUAUUUGGGCCAUAUUUGCAAGAUUAUUAACAUUUAUGGGUACGCUAUUGUUUUAUGUGCGACAAAAUUAACUAUUGAAGGAAAAGUGUGCAUUGUGUGAUAUUCAAACGGCACCUCACGGCUAGGUGAUGGAUGGCAACUCAGAAGUAAACAUGGAUACAGAUGUGUCCUCCACCACAGGGGAUGUCCCAGAGAUACGGGAGACCAACAUGGAGAGCAGCAGUCAAGUGGAAACUGUCAUUGUUGUAGAAGAGCUGGAUGAAGGGACAGAAAAAGAAAUGUCUUCUGCCCUCGCCAAGGAGGCAUCUCAGUCUGCGUCAGAUAAUGAGGUUGAGUCAUGUUCCAGGACUCCUCCCAAUGAUGAGGUUUCUACAAACGGUGAUAAUGCUGCUGAGAAAUCUUCAGCUGAGACUUUUGAUUCCACGGAAUCAAAAGUCUCCCCUGUGACAGAGGAAGUAGCGCAAACCCUAUCAGAGCCAAUCCAACCAAAAAAUGUUCAAGAGCAGGUGACCACUACCAAGUCUUCACCUGUUAAGAACACUUCUCCGAUGAAGACCGUUGAAUGUACCACUAAGCCAUCCCCAGUUAAGACUGUUGAAUGUGAAAAAACGGUGGACUCGUCUGAUAAUACUAGCAUGGUCAAUUCUGUCACAAAAGAAGAUGGAAAACCAGAUAUACCUGAAAUUGCAAUUGAGAAAAAGUCACCAAUAAAAAAGUUAGAAAUGGAGGAAAUACAGACUACAUACAUUGAAAUAUCUAAAGCUAGCAAUGAUACCAGUUCCAAGAAGGAGGAAGUAUCUGUUGAUAUUUGUGAGCAGUCAAACGACUCUCAAGUUGAUUCGGUUUCUGAUGUGUCUGAAAAAGAGCACAAUAAAAGCAUAAGCAGAGAACUCAAGUCACUAAUGAAGUCUGCAAAGGAAUCAAAAAUCAUUAACGAAUGUACUCAGCUCACAUCAAAGACUAGGAAAUCUAGAGCCGGUCUGGAAACCUCCUCAGCUAGCCCGAGUGUCGAUUCAGACAAAGUACAAGGGCGACGUAAUAGUACUAAUUCCCAGAUUAGCAACUCCAGUGAGCAAUCUGAGAAGACACCAUUGAAGCGCUCCAUGAGAUCACAAAAUCCAGAAUUUGUGCACAAGGUAAAACAAUUUCUUAAUUCUGUUACUGGGAAACAUCAGAGGAGUGAAUCUGAUGAUGAGGAUUCCGAGGAUGUUAAGAAGAAGACUGAACCACCAUCACCUAAAAAGAAAAAACAGGUUGAUCAGGUGGAAGUGCCUGAAGUCAUGGAAGGAAAACCCACCUUUGACCUGUACUGCUGGCGGUGUCACUGGCAAGUGGAGAUGGCUCCCAACGAGAAAGGUCAUCCACCGAUGUACUGUACUGUCUGUCCCCGCUCCUUUCACUACAAGUGCCUCACCACGUCUGAGAGGAACAAAAUUGCUCAAGACAAGAGUUGGGUGUGCCCAGAAUGUAUGACUAUACUUCAAGCAGAGACUUCAGAGACUAGGUCACCUGCAAUGAAAAAAAUAACAGUUGGUGAAUUGCGUGAGCUGCUGCAGCAUGCCCUGCAAGGAAUGAUGCAGCUAAAAGGGGUGGAACCCUUUAUGGGUCCCGUCGACCGCGCCGCGUUUCCGGACUACGACAAGUAUGUGGUCAAUCCCAUGGACUUGACCAUAAUCAAGGACAACGUGGCCGCCGGCGCGUACGGGAGCACGGAGGCGUUCAUUGCGGACGUCCAGUGGAUAUUGCACAAUAGCAUUAUAUUCAACACAUGUAAGAAUAAUGCGUUACAUGCAUUUAGCACAUGUAAGAAAUUAGUACAAUCGAAGCUGACGGCGGGCGCGCGGGCGUUAAUACGCACGUGCCGCGCGGAGAUGGGCGAGAUCGAGGCGUGCCCGGAGUGCUACGCCGGCGCGCACGCCCGCAGGCCCACGUGGUUCGUCGACGUGUGCUCCACGCCGCACAUACUGCUGUGGGCCAAGCUCAAAGGAUUUCCGUACUGGCCGGCGAAAGGCAUGUCCGUCAACAAUGCGGGAAUGGUCGAUGUGCGUUUCUUCGGCGCGCACGACCGAGCCUGGGUGCCGGCUAAAGACUGCUUCUUGUACUCCGAGAAAGAUCCCAAUAGCUUCAAAGCGAAACGUCAAGAUAUUAUCGAUAGUAUGCAGGAAGCAGAGGACCACAUAAGAAAUAUCUCGCGGAAGUACGGCAAGUUUGUGUAUCCGCCGUUUAAAACGCCGUUCGAGCCGACCACGCUCAAUGAACAUUUGAAGGCUAUGAUACCGUCCUUUGAGGGCGAGUUAAAAACCAACUAUAAGGAGAAAGCUAACACAAGCGUAACAAUAACACCUAAGCAAAAAAGAAGAUCUGUUUCUAAAAGUUCCAAGAGCUCAAAUAAUGAUGGUGAAAUGAGCGACAGCGAGUACAAUCAAACUACAAAAUCGCGUAAAAUGGCCGAUGGAGCCGAAAUAGCCAAGGAAGAGGAAGAUUCUGCAUCGGAAAAGGACAACACAAUGGAGGUGGACACUCCGAAAAAUAAAGAAGAGUCCAGAAAACGUCGAAGAUCCGCUCUCGAGGAAGCCGUUAUUACAGUUAUGGACACCAGUGCAAAUAGCAAAAAGAAACGAGUCGCAAAUGAAGGCCAAAAAGAUAACCAAAAUGACAACCUCAACACAUCAGUAAACACUAGCAAGAACGACAAUAAAGAUAACAGAAAAGAGGCUAAAGCAAAGAAAACGGAAACCACAACGAGCAGUAAAGAAGCAAGUGAACCUCAAAGUUCGACUGAUAAAGACGAUAAGGUAGCUGAAAACAAAACACCGGCUAAAACUGUGAUGAAAGUUAGAACAAAUAAGACUAGUACACCUAAAGAGAAGGACGAUAAACCCGCCACGCCCAAACAGAAGAUUGUAGUGGAAAAACCCGGCACGCCAGACAGUGCCAAAGUUUUGAGGAUAAGAAUCGAUAGAGAUAAGUCUAAAAAUUCUCCCAACAGUAGCCAAACUGGCGAAAAGAGAGUAGACAGAAAAAAUAGUGACAAGAUAGAUGCACAAACACCAAAGGAUAAGAGCAGCGCGAGUAAAAACAAGGAAACGGAACAAAACAAGCCAAACCAUGAAAAGGCAAAAGAUGAUGCGAAAGCGUCGAAAAAGGUAAGACGCGACCUGACGAUCACGUCAGUGUCGUCGAGUCCGAAAAAUAACGGACUACCCACCAUAAGUAGCGUUCGAAGUCUAUCGACAGUAUCGAAUACGUCAAACACGGCAACUCCUACGACAACCAAUCCAAAAACCAUUGAGAUCACAAUAGAACCUGGAGCCAAUUCUAGUAUAUUCACCCCAACUAGCACAGACAGCGUGAAGAAUAUGAAGGAGGCGGUGAACAAGUUGGAGCAAUUGAGGAACGAAAAACAACCGGGUUUCGGCCGGGUGGGCGUACGAGCGUUCGCGCGGAUGACGUCACCAGAGAAACCUAAGGACGUCGAAGUCGAAAUCAAGACUGAACCCAUGGACUUCGACGAUGCGGACAGACAUUCCGAGAAGAUGGAUCUGAUGAACGUGUUCCGAUUGCGACCGGUGAAUCCCGCCCAGAAGUUGAGAGAGGUUAGGAUUAAUAAACAAUCGGCACCAGCUAAAGUGGUGAAGCCGCCCGAGCCCAAGCCGAAAGCGCGGAAGACUUUCCCCCAGCCGAAGAAGCCGGAUGAGGUUCGCUCGGAGCUGAACGGCAAGAACUCCAUGGUGUACAUCCCCAUACAGCCGCCAACCACGCAGGCGCCCGUCAGACAAGUGAGGCCCGUCGCGGUCAACUCUAGCGCGCCAGCUUUGCGCCCGCCCAUGCCGACUGCUACGUCUACUGCGACGAACACAGUUGUUCCCCCAAUGGCGCCGGUGGUGACGUCAUCCGCCACGAAUCCCACGCCCUCUCCAGUCGUGGCGUCAAAGAGCAACAUGCCAGUGGGUCAGCUGCCCACCGUGCAUACUGUUCCUUACAUAACUUCACUCAAUGGACAGUGCUACUUCAGCCUGCAACCGAUCAUGUCGGUGGGAGGAGUCGAUAACCCGUCAAGUGCGGUGGUAGGGGAAGUCCCUGUGCCGAGCGUUGCGCCGCCGAUGCCAGUGCUGCAGCCGUCCGUACCGCCGGCGACGAACGCGCCGCCCGUACUCAACGGCACAGUUGAGCCUGAUAAGUUACCCGAGCAGUCAUCAGAGUUGCCCCGCCUGCAGCAGCGGCCGGGAUACGUGAACCCGCUGGAUGCGAACGCGCCCACCACCGUGCCCACGCCCUCCCUCGCCGGACCCAUCACCACCAAGUUGAACCAGCACGCCACCAAGAUGACGAAUUUGUUCAGAACGCUCCUAGAGGAGACGAUAGAGAAGUGGGACGAUCCCACGGCGCAGCUCACCGCGGUCAAGAUGCAGCUCGAGACCCUCAAGUGGAGGAGCCAGCAGGAGGCUAAAGAGAUGAAGCAUAACUUUGAUUUAACAGUUUCGGAGAUGCGAGGCGCGUUCGAGAAGGAGAAGGCGCGCGCGGUGGCAGAGGCGUGGCGGUCCGCGCAGAUGGAGAUGGAGGCCGCGCUCAAGGCCGCCAAGUCCAAACAAUGGUGCGCGAACUGCAUGCAGGAGGCCCAAUUCUACUGCUGUUGGAACACGUCGUACUGCGACUACCCGUGCCAGCGCACGCACUGGCCGCAGCACCACGCCGUGUGCACGCAGGACCGGACACAGGAAAACAAUAGCAGUAACUCAAAUACACUAGAUAAAAGAGUGUCGGCACCAGAAAAUAUACCCGCGUUACAGAGGAACACUCCCGCGCCGACGCUGACGGUGGGCGGGAAGGUGGUUCGGGUGCAGGGCAAGGACCAGCCCGGACCGCUCUCCGCCAAGUCAUCCAUCAUAGUGAGCAUGAUGGACGAGAAGAACGGUAUACCGGGGAUGAAGACGUGUGUGGGCACGUACAAAGCCGGCGCGACGCAGGUGCCCCCGCUCAUACUCAACAACCAGAUGAACAACGAGGAAGGCGCGCAGAAAAAGGUGAUGACGUCGGGCGGCUACCUCAUAGUAGGGUCGGGCAACAACGCGCCGCUAGUCACGCCGCGCCGCACACAGACCAUACAGUACUUUCAAUAGCUAGCGCCUGCGGUCGUCAAGGCUGCUGACAUUAAAACAGAGUGAAAUAGUGCGUGAGUGCGUCGAGAUCGAAUUCUGCCUGCUGCAAGCUUAGCAUGAACACAAAAUGCGAUAGGAAACACUGACAGAUAGGAUCAAAAUUAUAGAUCUCCUUUGUUUAUCUCAUAAUACUUUGUGUAUUAUUAAAAAAAAUAAACCAUAUCUAUGGCCAUGCUAAACGUUCUGAAUAAAGCAGCUUAAACCUAGUCGUUUGACGUGACUUAUAAUGGAUAAUACUUGCAAAUAGAGUUGUGUGCUGCAAGGAUUGCAUUAGCACUAUUUUGCACCCACCAAUGGGUUUUUAAGGCGAGGAUAAACCCCAAUUUGUUAUUCCGUGGCUCCCGG
Messenger RNA from Aricia agestis (brown argus), 5806 nucleotides. RefSeq names its product protein kinase C-binding protein 1-like. The coding region runs from base 431 to 5422 and encodes 1663 amino acids. The record is from RefSeq and is a predicted model, not a curated record. Gene Ontology annotation, molecular function: protein binding. Lineage: Eukaryota; Metazoa; Arthropoda; Insecta; Lepidoptera; Lycaenidae. The transcript has 21 exons.